Molecule: messenger RNA, 3904 nt
Organism: Mobula hypostoma (lesser devil ray)
Lineage: Eukaryota; Metazoa; Chordata; Chondrichthyes; Myliobatiformes; Myliobatidae
Gene: stxbp4
Product: syntaxin binding protein 4
Molecular function (GO): protein binding
Source: RefSeq, a predicted model, not a curated record
CCGGUCCCGCUUGGGUUGACUGUACACUGUUUAUACCCAACCUCGCCUGCAUAUUCUCUUAACUCCUGCCUUGCCACGCUGCUGCGAGGCAGCGCCUACGGACGGAAAUAGACGUUUAGUCCUCUCCAAAGAUGCUGCCUGACCUGCUGAGUUCCUCCGGCAUAUCGUGUGUGUUGCUCUCAGCAUCUCCCGUGUCCGAGAUUUGGGGGUGUUUCUGAAUCAUCUGAGUGGGUGGACGGAGAUGCCCGCAGUCCCCGCUUGGUGGAAGAAGUUCACCCGUGAAUGGAGGCACUCUGUCCAAGUGGGAGCGACCUCGGCGCAGACGCCAGUUGCAGUUGCCGGGAUCGCAAGCGUGGCCACGCCUGUCAUUGGCUGCAGUUCGCCCUGCGCCGUCCCGAGGUGGCGACAGGCGCUGUAUAAAUGAAACUCUGCUGUCGUCCGGCGGCUGGCCCGGCCCGCUGGGCUGGACGGCACACGGCGCUUUCCUUGCCGGCUGGAGAGAGGGAGAGAGGGGGGCACGGAGCGCAGCCGCCGAUCAGCAUGUCUUUACUGUCUCAGUCCGAGGAGGCAGAGCCCGAGCGCUUCGAUGGACUGUCGCUGUUGUACUGGACCAUCAUGGGACCCUAUGGAAUCAACCGGGCUGUACAACGCAUCGCGUUCUCUGACUGUGAGAAUGGCCUGGGUAUUAAAGUUAUUGGCGGGUUUAAAGAACAAACCGGUGAGGCGUGUGGAAUUUACGUUAAGCGUAUUUUGCAGAGUGGAAUAGCAGCAAGCGAUGGUCGACUGCAGCCUGGUGACUUGAUCUUGGAGGUGAAUGGAGAGGACCUGGCUGGAGUUACGAACGAAAGGGCUGUGGACAUCCUGCGCACCGCCUCAGCAUCCAGCCACAUGUCCUUGCUGAUCGCUCGCGAUGAUGAAUCCAGGAGGGAGUUCACAGAGCUGAUGGAGAAGUAUGGGUCCCAGAGUAACACAGGAUCGGCCCGGAGCUCGCCCACUCCCCACAUCAUCGGGAGAUGCCCGGAGAGUCCGACCUCCUCCUCCUCCGGUUCCCUCAGCCCCAAGGACGCCGGACCCUCGGCCCCAACUGCACCGUCAGCAGGAAGUCAUGGUGCAGUCCAGCUCAUCAGCGUUCCCAGGGGUCUGGGUCUUGGUCUGAACAUCUCAGGUGGCACAAACAAGCCCGACGGACCGAUGGUGCAUGUGCAGGAGGUGGUUCCCGGCGGAGAGUGUCACAAGGAUGGGAGACUGAGAGCCGGCGAUCAGUUGGUGUCUGUCAACAAGGAAUCUCUGGUCGGGGUUACCCAUGACGAAGCUAGGAGCAUCCUAACCAGGCUGAAGCUGAGGUCAGAGGACAUGGUGGAGAUUGCCUUUAUGAGGAGAAGCUCUCAGUCAGAGAGUGCAGCGGUCCUGCCAAACCCACCCCCCGUCUCUCCCAGCAGCUCUACUGCCCCAAAGCCUCCGGGUUUCAGUUUCCUCCUGCCCCCACCCAGCCACCAGCACGGUCCGGCAACCCCGGUCCAGAGCCUGACUGAUGACACCGCCUCCCUCCAGUUCACUCAGGGCAAAUCCGCAGGGAAGAAGAGGGAUCGUUCUCCGGCUGGUUCGCCCACGCGGAACCUCCCUGACCCAAGUUCUGCAGUCAGUGUGAGUUCAGCCUGGCCACAGCCCUCUGUCCCCCGUGGGAGGUCGCUGUCCCUCAAUCCCAGCUUUCGCCUGAAGGUGGAGAAGUUGGAGAUGGCACUGGGGUACCUCGGGAUUGAACCCACCCAGCAGCAGCAACAGGCACUCCGCCGUCAACUCCAGGUGGACUCCAAAGGAACGGUGGCCUAUGGGGACUUUGUGCAGACAGCCAGAGACUUGUUCCGAUUGCAGCUGGAUGACACGGCCUCGGAGUCAGUGGAGUGGUCUGUCGCCAGCCUCUCCGAGACAGCACGUGCCACACAGGUUCCAUUAUCUACGUCAGUAGAUGCUGAGGACCUGGAAAGAAUUACUCAGGAGCGGGAUGAAGCAUUGAAGGAGUUGAAGAAAGUGAAGGAGGAGUUGGCACUGUCAGAGACAAACAGGAAGCAGCUGAGUGAGGAUCUACAGAAAGCCAGACAGGAGGUGAGGAGUGCGGUGGAGGAGGGCCGUUGCCUGCGGAGUCGGGUUCACCUCGCCGAGGCAGCGCAGCGACAGGCGCAGGGCAUGGAGAUGGACUUCGAGGAGGUGAUCCGACUGCUGGAGGCAGAGAUUACGGAGCUCAAAGCUCAGCUGGCAGACCAGCACGGCCAGACCAAGGAUGACACCCAGGACCUGAGAAAGCGAAUCGCUGUCCUCGAUUGUCAGCUACGGAAGUCAGAGUCAGCAAGGAAAGGCUUCGAGGUGUCCACUGAGAAACUGCUUCAGUUUGUGGAGAUGGUCCACGAGCUCCUGUUGGAGAGUCCAGCUGCCCCAACUAAUGUCUGUGGGACUGGUAUCAGAAGAUUUUCAGGUCCACCGACCCCUCAGAAUGUCCUCUCUCGGUACGGCCACGGUGGUCCCGGAACGUUAUCGUCACUUUCAGCCGAUGCCAAGGAGCUGGCCAAAUCAGUCCGCUCCAUCGUUGAGACCGACUGUCUACCCUAUGGAUGGGAAGAAGCUUACACAGCAGAUGGGAUCAAGUAUUUUAUCAACCACGUGACCCAGACCACCUCAUGGACACACCCGGUGAGCAGUGCCCUGCCCCGUGCAGAGGGGAGCGUCGAAGCUGUUACAAGGGUCCUUCCAGAGUUCAGGAGCUGACAGAAACACAGAAUGUCCGGCAGCAGGGAUGGCGAGAGCGUUAGAAAACUCAUUUCAUCGAAAGCAUCUUGCACAGAUCACACAAGCAGUGAGAUUUACCAAAAGAUCUUGAGAUACCAAUGUAUACCCGGUCGAUAUGUUCAGUCUGUACCGGGUCAAUAUGUUCGGUCUAUGCCCAGCCAAGUCAAGGUAUACCUGGUCAAUAUGUUCAGUCUGUUCUAAGCACAAUAGAAGUUAGAUCAGUGAGUCUCAGUUGUCUGUGUGUAGAACCCUGACCAUCCACCAUUGCACACAGGGAAGGAGUGGGAAGGCCUUGUUCACCAGACAAGAAACACCAUCUUUACCAUUCCAGUGACACAGUGCUGUUGGAAUCUGCAUUAUGAAAUUGCAAUAGAGACGUGAACAUUAGAUUUUAUGUGUAUUGGUCAUUGUACAUGUCUUGGGAGUGUGAAGCUUCACUCUGUGUCUGACCAUAGGAGUGUGUGCUGAGACAGUGUGGAGGGAGCUUCACUCUGUGUCUCACCCUGGGGGUGUGUGCUGAGACAGUGUGGAGGGAGCUUCACUCUGUGUCUCACCCUGGGGGUGUGUGCUGAGACAGUGUGGAGGGAGCUUCACUCUGUGUCUCACCCUGGGGGUGUGUGCUGAGACAGUGUGGAGGGAGCUUCACUCUGUGUCUCACCCUGGGAGUGCGUAAUGGGAUGGUGUGGAGGGAGCUUCACUCUGUGUCUAUCCUGUGCUAUUCCAAACCUGGUAGUGUUAUUUCUGAAAAUGGGAGAAAAUUAUUCCUUUUCUCCACACCAGCAGCCCCUCCCUGUUUUCUAACCUACUCUACUUCACAAAUAAAAGCAAUAAUGUUUUUGUGGAAGGGUAGGUUUUUUCACUGUAUGUUACAUCCUCUGAAACCGAUUGCCCAUAUCCUGGCUCUCGCACAGUGGGACUGUUGCUGAAGCCAUUAUCUCUUGGAUCAGAUGUGAGUGAGAUUCCUUCUGCGCAAUCCGAUGGAUAUGAAAGGUCCCAGGACACUCUUCAAUGAAGGGCAGGGUCCCAUGUACAGAGUUCCUGCUUUCUGUGCUAAUUCAUGUCGUGACUUCACAGUCCAUCACUUCAGCCGAACAUCCUGAGGUCACCAAAAGUUAAAGCCAUU